Molecule: messenger RNA, 3208 nt
Organism: Melanotaenia boesemani (Boeseman's rainbowfish)
Lineage: Eukaryota; Metazoa; Chordata; Actinopteri; Atheriniformes; Melanotaeniidae
Gene: adra2a
Product: adrenoceptor alpha 2A
Exons: 2
Coding region: 569-1831 (420 amino acids)
Biological process (GO): adenylate cyclase-activating adrenergic receptor signaling pathway
Cellular component (GO): membrane
Molecular function (GO): adrenergic receptor activity
Source: RefSeq, a predicted model, not a curated record
UUGACACUGUGCGGACGCACGGUGACCCGAUGAGAGGGACACUUUUUGCAGCGUGCGGGCUAUAAGGAGAGGGAGUGGCGCACUGCUUAACAGUGAGGAGAGAAACUCCACACGCAGACAGGAGCACGGCAGCGCCUGGGAUAACAUGAUUAGUGCUGUAUUAGGUCCGUUACUGAGCACAACUAGAUGAAGCGCAGAGAUCAUUGCGAGGGGAGAGAGAGGAGACGAAGAGGAAACGCUUCAUCCGACACAUGGAGCUUCUUUGCGCUGUUUUAAUUCGCCUUGAGAAGUUACCCACUGACAGUUUUUCAGUGUCCGGGUGUCUCUGGCACUGGAGAGGUCGUGUCACCGCUCUUUGUCUCAGAUGAACUGACAGCCUUAGUAAAAAUAAGGGCUCAUCUUUGAAGAGGCAGUUCAUGAUGAAAAGGAAAAAUCUGGGAAAGCCUCAGAGGAGCGAUUCAAUCCUUUUCUUUCUCAGCCCAGCUGUGAGCUACUAGUUCUGUCCUUUCUGGUGGAUUUUUGUUAACCUCAGGUGAACUCACACGGGAAGUGGGCCACUCUGCUCCAAAUGGAGUUUGAAAACGACAUCAACCAGACUUUUUCAAAUGUGUCCUCUUACACCUUCCAGGUAGCUCUGCCUCUCACUGUGCUGGUGGCCAUCAUGAUCAUGCUGAUCGUGUUUGGUAAUGUCCUGGUAGUCAUAGCUGUGUUUACAAGCAGGGCCCUGCGGGCUCCACAGAACUUAUUUUUGGUAUCUCUGGCAUCGGCUGACAUUUUGGUGGCGACUCUUGUCAUGCCUUUCUCCUUGGCCAACGAGCUCAUGGGAUACUGGUACUUUGGGGAGGUGUGGUGUGAGAUCUAUCUCGCGCUUGAUGUUCUUUUCUGCACUGCUUCCAUCGCCCACCUCUGUGCUAUCAGCUUAGACCGCUACUGGUCCAUUACACAGGCCAUCCAGUACAACCUGAAGAGGACACCACGUCGCAUCAAGUGUAUCAUCUUCAUUGUGUGGGUCAUUGCUGCAGUCAUCUCCUUCCCACCUCUGAUCACCAUGGAGAAAGAGAACAGCGAGAAAAUCCCUGUGUGUAAGAUCAACAAUGAUAAGUGGUACGUCAUUUCCUCCUGCAUCGGCUCCUUCUUUCUCCCCUGUGUCAUCAUGGUGCUUGUCUAUGUGCGGAUUUAUCAAAUUGCCAAAAAGAGGACACGGGCGCCACCAGGAGACCGGAAGCUUAAAGAUCAGCCAAAGCCAGCCACCAUCGCUGCCGCUAACUUGAAGGAGAAUGGCAUGGAUGAUGCCGAGGAUCGCCUCUGCCAUGAGAAAAUCAAUGGUGAACAGAACAUUGAGCUGAAGAAGGGAGUGAAAGCAGAAGGGGGAGCAGAUGAGGAGAAAGGAGAGGUCAAUGGGGUGGACAUUGAGGAGUCGUCAUCAUCAGACCACAAAAUGAACAAUCCAUGCUCCAUUAAAAAGAAAACGACCAAGGGGAAAACCAGAACGAGCCAAAUCAAACCGGGGGAUGCAGAAGGUCACAAGCGGGUGCCGAGCAACAAGGGCAGCCGCUGGAAGGGCCGGCAAAACCGGGAGAAACGCUUCACCUUUGUCCUGGCUGUUGUCAUAGGAGUGUUUGUCAUCUGCUGGUUUCCCUUUUUCUUUACAUACAUGCUGAUGACGCUGUGUGAGUCCUGCCUUGUGCCUACCCCGUUGUUCAAGUUCUUCUUCUGGUUCGGCUACUGCAACAGUGCGCUGAACCCAAUCAUUUACACCAUCUUCAACAACGACUUUAGGAGGUCCUUCAAAAAGAUACUGUGCAAGAGAGAUGCUCGAAGAUAUGUAUGAGCUCGUCUUCAGAUACUUUAUUUUUACCAGCUUGUAAAUAGGUUGUAAAACACAUUGCCAAUUCAACAUGGGCCAGCAGUUUGUAAACACUCUGAGUGUACAGUGAUCAGGAGGAGCUUAAUGUCCAGCAUUGUCUUUUCAAAGCAUCCACCAGCCACCAUGAGCAUAGUGAGAAUAUGCUAUCAUUGUAUUUUUUAUACUACCCCCCCCCCCCAAAAAAAAACAACAACAAAAAAACUAAGUGAAGUCCAUUAUAUUGAGUAUUUAUGUUGUACAAAAUAUUCUAUGAGUAUUUGUCUAUUUUCUUUGUUAUGGGUACAGUAUUGUGCUGUUUUGUAUGAUAUGAUGAUAAUGAUGAUGGUAAUGAAAAGUUGUGGUAAACUGCAGACUCUUUAAAGAUUAAAUAAAACCACUUUUCUGAAUUAGUCCCAAGGAUCCAUGUGAUACAUUAGGUUGAUGAUACCACACUUGCGUGCACACAGCAAGCUGUUGAGAAACUGGGGAAAUGCCGCAGAAAGCCCUGACAGAAAAAAUAAAAAAAAAAUGCUCCCAGAACAUGAUCAGGGAGGCUUCCCAAUCUGAACAGAUACUUCUUCCCAGUCCUGUGAAGGUGUGAAAACACAGGCGUCCUCUCGUGCAGUGAACUGAUAACCAAAGAAAGAAAAAAGUGCCAGUUCACUGGUCUGUUGAAUCUGACCUUUGCAAGAGCCUAACUAGAAGCUCAUCUCCAUGAGCCUGAGCAGAAUAUGUGCAAAUUUUUUUUUUUAAUGUUCUUCAGAUUAAUCGUGUUUGUGAUAUGUGUGUGUGUGUGUGUGGCCAAAUUUAAGAACAUUUUUAAUCUUCUUUUUCCUCCCUCUGAGUGAAGUGGAGAAGUAUUGGUUCAUUUGGCAUUUUGUGUUAUGCAUAAUUUUGUAGAGACAGAGCCUGUCAAACCAGAACCCGAUUAACUGGUCUAUGCCGGUCUUUUAUUGUUACUGUGCUCCUUUUAUCAAGUUCAGAAGAUUGAGUGAAUAAAACAAAAAGAGCGACCAUCAUCUGUGCACUGAAUACAAAGAAUGCAGCUCUUCCCUGCAGAGGAAGAGUAUGUAAAUGCAUUUCUUUUGACAGUCAGGGAAGAAGCUGAGAAGCAGACUCCUCAGAAAACUAAAUGGUCCCUCUGAGAGGUUUCAGUCAGUAUAGCUAGUACCUCAUUCUGAAGAGUCUAAUGUAUACUCACAGUGAGCUGGUGGAGUGUUUCUCUGCAUGUUUAUAAAAGUGCAGGGGAAGUGCAUAUGUGUGAGAAUGUGCAUGAAUAUUUGCUGCACACAUAAACAGAAGGGGCUAACCUCCCACUGGAUAGAUAAGUUUACAUUCAGCCAUGCUGCAAAAAAAAAACAA